AUGUCUUAUAUUCCAAUUUUCAAGGACCUCGAGUUCUAUAGCGCUCCUGAGUCACAGAUUGAAAGAUACCAAAAUCUUGUCAAGUCUUACGUUUCCGAAUUUGGCGGUAAACCAAACUUCAUUUCCAGGGCUCCUGGCCGUGUUAACUUGAUCGGUGAUCAUAUCGAUUACUGUUAUUUUUCAGUUCUUCCUAUGGCCAUUGAGUAUGAUGCCAUCGAGGCAAUUGGUGUUGAACCUACUUCGACUGAAGAGACUUCUCGUCAUAUCGUCGUGUCCAAUACAAACUCUAGAUUUGCCACAGAGAGUAUCGAACUUCCAGCCGAUGGAUCGGUGGUCACCAUCGAUAACUCUAAGAACUUGUGGACCAACUAUUACAAAUGCUCUUUGAUAGUGGCCCACAAAUUUAUCAUUGAAAGAUAUCCACAUCUCCUCACCGGAAAAACUUUAAAGAGCAUCAACGUCGUCGUUGACGGCAAUGUGCCAACCGGUGGAGGUUUAAGCUCGUCUGCUGCUCUCUGCGUUGCUUCUACUUUGGGUAUUUUGAGGGCCAAUGGUAUCAAAAAGGUCACCAAACAAGACUUAACACGGAUCACUGUUGUAUGCGAACAUUACGUUGGCCUCAACAAUGGAGGCAUGGACCAAUGCGCUUCUGUUUGUGGAGAGAAGAACAAGGUUUUGUUUAUCGAGUUCACUCCAAAGUUACAGGCUACUCCGUUCUCUAUUCCUGAAGUUAAACUCCCUUUCAAGCCUUUGUCCUUCCUUAUCACCAACACUCUUGUUACUGCAAAUAAGACCGAAUCUGCACCUGUUAAUUACAAUCUAAGAGUUGUUGAAGUGGCUGUUGCUGCCGAGUUCUUGGCCCAUAUUAAUGGACUUGAGUUGACCCCGGACUCUAAUUUGCAGACAGGAACUCUUCGUGGUUUCAUGGAUUCUUAUUUCACUGAAAAGUUAUCCAAACCACAAUGGGACGGUAGAAAUAUCCAAGUCGGUAUUGCUAGAUUGACCGAAUUGUCAAAUAAAUUGGAGACAUGGUUCGAUGCAAGUGAGAAAAUUGGAUUGACUACUGAACAUGCCGCUUCAAAGCUUGGUUUGACCGUUGAACAGUUCACAAAAAAGUAUUUAACACAGUUCCCAGUUAGAUACACCAAGUUGAAGAUCUAUCAGAGAGCCAAGCACGUCUUUAACGAAUCCCUUCGGGUUCUCGAGGUGUUGCAGCUUUUCACUGAUCCUGAAAGUUCCCAAGAUUCAGGAAAGUUCUUAUCUGAAUUCGGUGCCAUUAUGAAUGCUUCCCAGGAUUCUUUGAGAGAUUUGUUCAACAACUCAUGUGAUGCCUGUGAUGAAUUGAAUGCUGUUGCCAGAAGCAAUGGGUCCAUCGGAUCUCGUAUUACAGGUGCAGGGUUCGGAGGUUCCUUGGUUCACAUAACUACUGAAGAUAAGUUGCCAGGCUUGAUUACGGCCGUUACUGAACAGUAUUACAAGAAAAGAUUCCCCCAAAUCACCAAGGAGGAACUUUCUCAGGCUAUUGUGGUCACCAAACCGGCAGUGGGCGGUUGUAUCAUUGACAAAGUGGACUUUUAA
Molecule: messenger RNA, 1578 nt
Organism: Brettanomyces nanus
Lineage: Eukaryota; Fungi; Ascomycota; Pichiomycetes; Pichiales; Pichiaceae
Exons: 1
Coding region: 1-1578 (525 amino acids)
Biological process (GO): carbohydrate phosphorylation; galactose metabolic process
Cellular component (GO): cytoplasm; cytosol
Molecular function (GO): ATP binding; galactokinase activity
Source: RefSeq, a predicted model, not a curated record